Molecule: messenger RNA, 4636 nt
Organism: Toxotes jaculatrix (banded archerfish)
Lineage: Eukaryota; Metazoa; Chordata; Actinopteri; Toxotidae
Gene: ero1b
Product: endoplasmic reticulum oxidoreductase 1 beta
Exons: 16
Coding region: 337-1803 (488 amino acids)
Biological process (GO): protein folding in endoplasmic reticulum
Cellular component (GO): endoplasmic reticulum; endoplasmic reticulum membrane
Molecular function (GO): FAD binding; thiol oxidase activity; protein-disulfide reductase activity
Source: RefSeq, a predicted model, not a curated record
UUCUUGUUUUGCUAAUUUGACAGUGAAGUAGAAGCUGGUGGGCGAAAACUUAUCCAGAGAUGCACCAUUAUUACACGACGACCCGGCAGUGUUAGGGGAGCUACAACUGUAAAUGUCCGUGUGAGGGUUCUCAGGCACCGGGCUGCUCAGUUCACCGGCCCGCUCUUAUUUUCAUAGCCACUGUUAGCCUGCUGAUGCUAACUUCAGCUAGCCUGAAGCUACCGUAGUUAGCUUCCAACUCGCCACACAACAGUAGGACGAGCUCAGCGGACAGGGGUCCUGCUGAUUUUUUUCUGUUUUUACUGUCCCACCGGUGCGCCGCCAGCACAGUGAGCGAUGUGGAGAGUAACUUUACAGGCGUUCGGUGUUUUGCUGUUGGCCUGGUUCUUCGGGAACUUUGUUCUGGGUUGGUUUCACCAAAACACCGUCAAACCGCAAACGCAGCACAGCGAGAGCCCCAGCGGAGCCUCAGACAGCCCGGACCAGAGCUGCCUCUGCCAUCUCACCGGCGUCCUGGAUGACUGCUUCUGUGACGUUGAAAGCAUCGAUGUGUUCAACAACUUCAAGGUUUACCCUCGAAUCAAGAAGCUGACAGAGAGAGACUACUUCAGAUACUACAGGGUGAACUUGAAGCGACCAUGUCCCUUCUGGCCUGAUGACGGACACUGCUCCAUCAAAGACUGUCAUGUGGAGCCCUGUCCUGAGAGUAAGAUCCCCGUUGGCAUCAAGUCUGGGAACUACAACAAGUACUCCCAGGCAGCGAAUACGAUGUCGGACAUGACAGAGUGUGAACAGGCCAAAGAGCUGGGCGCCAUCAACAGCACCCUGAGUAACCAGAGCAAAGAGGCGUUCGCUGACUGGGCGAGACACGACGACGCUCAGGACCACUUCUGUGAGCUGGAUGAUGAAACCUCUCCAGAUGCUGAGUAUGUGGAUCUGCUGCUGAAUCCGGAGCGAUUCACUGGAUAUAAGGGUCCUUCAGCGUGGAGAGUCUGGAACAGCAUCUACGAGGAAAACUGCUUCAAGCCCAGAUCAGUGUACCGACCUCUGAACCCUCUGGCUCCGAGCAGAGGUGAUGAUGAUGGAGAAGGUUUCUACAAGUGGCUGGAAGGUUUGUGUUUAGAGAAGAGGGUUUUUUACCGACUCAUCUCGGGCCUCCACAGCAGCAUCAACAUCCACCUGUGUGCCGAGUACCUGCUGGACGAGGGCUGGGGUCGGUCAGUGUGGGGUCCAAACAUCCAGGAGUUCCGGCAGCGCUUCGACACGGCCGAGACGAAGGGCGAGGGCACGCGGCGUCUGAAGAACCUCUACUUCCUGUACCUGAUUGAGCUGCGGGCGCUUUACAAGGUGGCUCCAUACUUCGAACGCGCCUUCGUCAACCUGUACACCGGAAACGCGCAGGAGGACGGAGCCACCAAAGACCUGCUGCUGCAGAUCUUCAACGAGAUCAAAGCUUUCCCGAUGCACUUUGAUGAGAAGUCCAUGUUUGCCGGACACAAAAUGGAAGCCAAAACACUGAAGGAGGAGUUCCGCCUCCAUUUCAAAAACAUCUCCAGGAUCAUGGACUGUGUCGGCUGCAGUAAGUGUCGACUGUGGGGAAAACUCCAGACUCAGGGUCUGGGCACGGCUCUGAAGAUCCUCUUCUCCGAGAAAGAGAUCAAGAACCUUCCGGAACACAGCCCGUCCAAAGGCUUCCAGCUCACUCGACAGGAGAUUGUGGCGUUGAUGAACGCCUUCGGCAGGUUGUCCACCAGUAUACACCAGCUCCACAAUUUCCGCCUGCUGUUGAAGGAGAGCAGGUAACAGGAGGCGAUGCUUUCCCUGGCUGGUCGGUGGCACCGGCCCACAGAGAACUGCAAUAUUCUGAUCCUCGCCAGGGAGAAGGCCAUUUCUACGGACGUCAGGAUCAGCAGUGAAGUUAACGCCACGCCCACUUCAGCCAUUUUUUCCCCCAUAAAUCUGAUUUUUCCCGUCUGUAACGUCGUCCUCCUUCGUCUGGACCAUGAAUGUUAACUCUUCUGCCUCCUCUUGCCUUCGUCAGAACCAAACACUCUGACAAACUCUGACCUCUUCAUUAAGUUUCAUUUCAUUUGGUGUUUUUUGGAAAGCAGCAGUUUGGUUGUGACCUCGGAACCUGAAGGAAGUAAUCAAACGCGUGGAAGGAAGUGAUGUAACAGACCAGGCGGACUCAUGAUGCCUGCAGAUUAAACUGCGUUCUACAGGAAGUGACUGAGUCUGAUUUAAAGCUGUCGGGGGAAACCUCACAGCUCGUUUCCUUUGCUAAUCCCGCCUUCUGCUGACAUCACAUCCUGUUGGAUUUUACACGCAUGAACCUGAGUCAGAGCUUUGCGGCUCGUCUGUGAGGCUGUAGAAAGACUCUGUCCGGAGGAAGGACUCAGUCGAGACAGACGUCAUUUGUCCGCACCGGCAGGACGCUGCUGCCUGUCCGGUGUUUGUGUGUCCCCUCCCUCCUGUCUCACCGCCUCCUGCUGUUUUAGAGAAGUUUGCUGCUCCUAACCUGAGGACGUGGACCAGUUUAUCGUGUGUGUGUGUGUGUGUGUGUGUGUGUGUGUGUGUGGCUCAUCAACAGUUGCAGCUAUUGGACAAUGACUUGAUUCCAUAGUUAAAUAACCCUGCAAUGCGAUGGCUGCCUGGUGAGCGGCUCCUGCCUGAGCUCUGAUCGGUUUCCCGGACUCUGAUCGGUUUCCCGGGCUCUGAUCGGUUUCCCGGACUCUGAUCGGUUUCCCGGGCUCUGAUCGGUUUCCCGGACUCUGAUCGGUUUCCCGGACUCUGAUCGGUUUCCCGGACUCUGAUCGGUUUCCCGGACUCUGAUCGGUUUCCCGGGCUCUGAUCGGUUUCCCGGACUCUGAUCGGUUUCCCGGGCUCUGAUCGGUUUCCCGGACUCUGAUCGGUUUCCCGGACUCUGAUCGGUUUCCCGGGCUCUGAUCGGUUUCCCGGACUCUGAUCGGUUUCCCGGGCUCUGAUCGGUUUCCCGGGCUCUGAUCGGUUUCCUGGGCUCUGAUCGGUUUUCCGGGCUCUGAUCGGUUUCCUGCUGCCUGGUUUAUUCCGCUGUUGCUUUUGCUUCGGCCGUUUUGUCUUAAAGCAUAACUUUAAUGAAUACAGAUUUAUUUGAUUAAUUCAAACGCGUGUUCAGGUGUGAUCACACCCGUUACCAUCAGAGAGCAACGUCAAACAAGCAAAAGACGAGUGACCUGGUUUUAUAUAUAUAUGUUUUAUUGAGUUUUUAUUAGUGACCUGUUCAGUUUGUUUAACGUCGUGUCUGAGACGCGAGUCGUUGGAUGGAGCAGUGAUUUCUAAAAUCAUCAGAAGGAAAGAAGAGAGAUCGUUUAAACAGCCUGAACUUUUUGAUUUAAUAUUGUUUGUUCUGAAGGAAAAUGCUGAAACGUUUUGAUCUGAGUUCGAUAGUUGUUCAGUCAGCGCCUGGUGGCUGUUAGAGGAACUGCAGAAUCAUUCCAGCCUACGCGCUUUGUUUGCUCAGCAGGGUUGUAAAGUUGGAAAUGGACCAAAGAGUUUUUGAGUUUUGUGGUUUGUUGAUGAGGCUCUGAGCUGUUCGGGUUGGAUCAUGGUGUGACAGGAAGUCACGGCUUCUAACAUCAGCAGGUAGAUGUCAGCUGUUUUCUUUGUUUUGACCAUUUGAAUUAAAAAAAAGAAUAAAAUAAAACAUCUCUGUCCCUCGUGCUUUGAUGUUUGAUCAGAGACAUUUCUGCUGUUAAAAUAAAAUAAACAAACAUCAGUCACCAGCAGCUUCAGCACAAAUUCAUCUGUUUCCUUCAGAAACUCAGACACUGUUUGUGUUUGCCCUGAACGUUGACUCCCAGGCUGUCCCUCUCCUCACCUCCUCACCUCCCUCAGGGAGAGCGGCCAGAUCUUAAUGAGAACAUGAGGUUUCUGAGUGCUGGAGCUUGUUAUGGGUCAGUACCUGGGAGUCUGCGCGGAGGGAAGGAAAAUCCCUGCGCCGCUCAGUGGCUCCUGCACAGUGAGGAGUCGCUUCUUCGUCGUGAAUAUUGAUUCUGACCAUUUUUUAAAUUAUUAUUAUUAUUUGGAAACGAUUAGACCUCGAGUGCAACCUUUCACAGUAAAAGCCCCCACUCUGGCACAGGGAGAGAGAAGGUGUUUUCAUGUAAAGCUAAACCAAAUGAAAAGGGAAACAGUUCAGUUAUUCGGUUAUAAGUGUGUGUGUGCGUGUGCGUGUGCGCGUGCCUUCCCCUGAGCCUUGCGUGUCCUCCAGCAGCUGGACGUCCACACGUCCACACGUCCAGCUGCUGGAGGACACAGCAGCAGCUGGACGUCCACACGUCCACACGUCCAGCUGCUGGAGGACACAGCAGCAGCAGCUGGACGUCCACACGUCAGCCUUAAAACUAAAGCGCCACUUUAGAAACAGACGAAACAAACGAGCUGCAGAUCUUCACGCUCUUCAUGUGGAGUCCAUGAAGUUUUUCUCUUUUGCUUUCAGAUCUUUUAUCUGCACACACACACACACACACACACGUGUAUGUAUAUAUGUUAUUCAUAUACACGUGUGUGUGUGUGUGUGUGUGUGUGUGUCGUUGCUCCGUGUUGAUGUGUGUAUCUGCUGAGUAUAUUUAUUUGAAAAGAGGAAUAAAUAUUUCUG